Messenger RNA from Nannospalax galili (Upper Galilee mountains blind mole rat), 1568 nucleotides. It is a transcript of the gene Arg2, whose product is annotated as arginase 2. The transcript is spliced from 8 exons. NCBI's taxonomy places the organism in Eukaryota, Metazoa, Chordata, Mammalia, Rodentia, Spalacidae. The coding region runs from base 66 to 1154 and encodes 362 amino acids. Gene Ontology annotation, cellular component: mitochondrion; cytoplasm. The record is from RefSeq and is a predicted model, not a curated record. Gene Ontology annotation, molecular function: manganese ion binding; arginase activity.
CGGCGGGCGGAGGUGCUCACUCGAGGCCGAGUCAGGGAGUCAGUCGCCAGCAGCCACUUCUCCCCAUGGUGAUCCCCGUGCUGCCAAUCAUGUCCCUGCGGAGCAGCCUCUCGCGUAUCCUCCGGGCGCGAGUGCAUUGCGUCCUGAAGAAAUCCGUGCACUCUGUGGCGGUGGUUGGAGCCCCUUUCUCUCAGGGACAGAAAAAGAAAGGAGUGGAAUAUGGUCCAGCUGCCAUUAGAGAAGCUGGCUUGCUGAAGAGGCUCUCCAUUUUGGGCUGCCACCUAAAAGAUUUUGGAGAUCUGAGUUUUACUCCAGUUCCCAAAGAUGCUCCCUUCAACAAUCUGGUAGUAUAUCCACGCUCAGUGGGCCUUGCCAACCAGGAAUUGGCUGAGGUGGUUAGCAGAGCUGUGUCAAGUGGCUACAGCUGCGUCACCGUGGGAGGUGACCACAGCCUGGCAAUCGGUACGAUUAUCGGCCACGCCCGGCACCACCCAGAUCUCUGUGUCAUCUGGGUUGAUGCUCAUGCUGACAUCAAUACACCUCUUACUAGUGUAUCAGGAAAUAUUCACGGACAGCCACUUUCGUUUCUUGUCAGAGAACUACAGGACAAGGUACCACAACUCCCAGGAUUUUCUUGGAUCAAACCCUGUAUCUCUUCCCCAAAUAUUGUGUACAUUGGCCUAAGAGAUGUGGACCCUCCUGAACAUUUUAUUUUAAAGAACUAUGACAUUCAGUAUUUUUCCAUGAGAGACAUUGAUCGACUUGGUAUCCAGAAGGUCAUGGAACAGACAUUUGAUCUGCUGAUUGGCAAAAGACAAAAGCCAAUCCACCUGAGUUUUGAUAUUGAUGCAUUUGACCCUAAACUGGCUCCAGCCACAGGAACCCCUGUUGUAGGGGGACUGACCUACAGAGAAGGCAUGUAUAUUACUGAAGAAAUACACAAUACAGGGUUGCUGUCAGCACUGGAUCUUGUUGAAGUCAAUCCUCAUUUGGCCACUUCAGAGGCAGAAGCGAAGGCUACAGCUAGCCUGGCAGUGGACGUGAUUGCUUCAAGUUUUGGUCAGACAAGAGAAGGAGGACACAUUGUCUACGACCAACUUCCUACUCCCAGUUCACCAGAUGAAUCAGACAGUGAAGAACGUGUAAGAAUUUAGGAAAUACUGUACACUGGCACCUUUUACAGUGGGCACUCCAGAGUUGCAAGGCAUUUAAAGGGACAGAUAUUAAAUGGUUGUCUGGGUCAAUAUUGCCUUAAUGAGAACAUCUGUGUACUCUCACAGUUGUAAAAAUUUCCUUUCCCCAUUUUGUUAACCAAUACUACUACUGUAAAUGUAUUUGGAUUUUUGCAGUUUACAAGGCAUUAAUAUGUUAUAAUACUAUGUAAAUUUGAAGAAGUCAUAAACAGCAUUUAUUACCUUGGUAUAUCAUACUGGUCUUGCUGUUCCUUCACAUUUGUGUGGUUUUCCAUUGCCCUCCCUUCCACAGUCUGGCUAUACAAUACAUUCUUGAACUGUAAGCCUACAGCAGCAGUUUUAUAUCCUAACACCACUCAUUCUCAGAGCCAAGAU